AUGGCUGGAGUUUCAGUAGCAAUACCUAAUUUUUCAGGCGGUAUGGAUGAAGAUAUUACUACUUUUGUCAGGAGAUUUCAUGGGUUUCUAGAUAGUAUUAAUAUUAAUGUAAGGGAUAACGCACAAAGAGUUCGAGCUACAGGUUUAUUCCGAAGUGCUUUGUCUGGACCUGCUGGUGAUUGGUAUGAUGAAGAAAUACUCGGAAAAAAUUGGAUGUUAGCUAAUAUAUAUGACAAUACUACU
Messenger RNA from Entrophospora candida, 243 nucleotides. The record is from the annotation of a GenBank genome assembly. NCBI's taxonomy places the organism in Eukaryota, Fungi, Glomeromycota, Glomeromycetes, Entrophosporales, Entrophosporaceae.